Messenger RNA from Anarrhichthys ocellatus (wolf-eel), 4006 nucleotides. RefSeq names its product hypoxia up-regulated 1 (gene hyou1). Gene Ontology annotation, molecular function: ATP-dependent protein folding chaperone; ATP binding. The transcript has 23 exons. Bases 953 to 3991 code for a protein of 1012 amino acids. Lineage: Eukaryota; Metazoa; Chordata; Actinopteri; Perciformes; Anarhichadidae. The record is from RefSeq and is a predicted model, not a curated record. Gene Ontology annotation, cellular component: endoplasmic reticulum chaperone complex. Gene Ontology annotation, biological process: endoplasmic reticulum unfolded protein response; negative regulation of hypoxia-induced intrinsic apoptotic signaling pathway.
GUUCCUGCCACAGCUCAGUGUGUCACUCAUGCUUACAUAUUGAUGGUUGUCAGACAGUGAGCUAGCUAACAGUAGCUGUCAACUUAUGUUGUGCUAUUUCUUCCAACUAGUACCGCUAGCUUUUAUCUGGAAAGGUCCAGAGAAGGUCCAGAGAAGGUCCACAUUGUCCGGUUGCGUUUUUGAACCGUUUAAGGUUUAACGAUAAAUGCUAAUCAUUGUAUCCGACGUGGCUGUAACGUUCUAGCUAAUGCACAUCAGCAGCUUCUCCUACAACCAGCCACUUCAUCCAAGUGAUGUCCAUAAGCUAAAGACCGGAGUGUUUUUACAUUUAGUUUUAUUUCAGUGAGGCUUUCAUUUCAUCCAUUUUGCAUUCAAGCGUCACAGUCUCACCUGGGCGAACAGAAGUUUCUCCCUGAAACACACAAUGUCCUGGUUUUGAUGUCACGGUACUGAAUCUGAAGCUCUUGCUACAGGAUACAUCUGCAGCUUUGAAAAUGAAACCCAUACUUCCCUGUGAGUGCAGAGUGGUUCAUUGCAGAUAUUAAAGCUUUAGACAACAUCAGAGCUUGUGAAUGAUGUUAAGGCCAUGUGUUUGGAACUGUCUACACCUAUUGUGUGGGUGGGAUCAGGUGCAUUAACUGCUUUGAAUAUCCUUGGGCAAAGUCCAUGGCACUACCUGUUAGUGGCACUGCUUUAGGUUACAGUGAUCACAGCCAUAUUAGCACUGAAGAACCACAAGGAAACAGAAGCAAUGUAUGGCAUUUAUCAAAAGACUGAUGUAAAUAUCCUGUGUGAAGUUAACAAAAAGGGCAGGUUUGGCUUAUCAAUGUUCCUCUUUGGGGUUGCACCUGCCAGACAUGAGUGACAAGUACAACACGACUGGACAAAAGGUGUCUCUACAUUGCAGGUGGAAGGACAAAGAAGAGCUGGGAAUUAAAGGUGUUCUGUAUUGAUGGUGGUGUGUGAUGAGGUUGUCACAACACAUGUAGGGAUUCAGUUGAUUAUAAUGUUUGAUCUGUUCAUCAUUCAGCUCAUCAUGCUGGAAAGGAAGCUGGCGCCACUUGUUCUCUUUGGCCUUGUUCUGGCGCUGUUGCCCUCUCACACAGUGACUGUAGCCGUCAUGUCCGUUGACCUGGGCAGUGAGUGGAUGAAAGUAGCGAUCGUGAAACCUGGUGUGCCGAUGGAGAUUGUUCUCAACAAGGAGUCGAGGAGGAAAACACCCACAACCGUAUGUCUGAAGGAAGAUGAAAGACUUUUGGGAGACAGUGCCCUGGGAGUGUCUGUGAAGAACCCCAAAACUGUUUAUAGACACCUCCAAGGCCUCCUGGGCAAAAAGCACGAUAACCUCCAGGUGGCGCUCUACCAGAAACGUUUUCCUGAGCACCAACUACUGGAAGACCCAGUGAGAGGCACAGUCUACUUUAAGAACUCAGAAAAAAUGCAGUUCACACCUGAGGAGCUCCUCGGGAUGCUGCUCAAUUAUUCUCGUGGACUUGCUCAGGACUUCGCAGAACAACCAAUCAAAGAUGCAGUGAUCACCGUCCCCGCCUUUUUUAACCAGGCAGAGCGCAGGGCAGUCCUGCAGUCUGCACGGAUGGGAGGUGUAAAGGUCCUUCAACUCAUCAACGACAACACAGCUGUGGCCUUGAACUAUGGGGUGUUCAGGAGGAAAGACAUUGACAACACUGUUAAGAAUGUGAUGUUUUAUGACAUGGGCUCAGGCAGCACAACGGCCACCAUCGUCACUUAUCAGACAGUCAAAACCAAGGAGGCUGGGACCCAGCCCCAGUUACAGAUCCGAGGAGUCGGGUUUGACCGUGGACUGGGGGGCUUUGAGAUGGACCUGCGUCUCCGGGACCACUUGGCCAAACUGUUCAACGAACAGAAGAAGAGCAAGAAGGAUGUGAGGGAGAACCACCGGGCCAUGGCCAAGCUUCUCAAAGAGGCUCAGAGGCUCAAGACAGUGCUCAGUGCAAAUGUGGAUUUUAUGGCCCAGGUGGAAGGUUUGCUGGAUGACAUUGACUUCAAAGCUAAGGUGACCCGGACUGAUUUUGAAGAGCUGUGUGCUGAUCUCUUUGAAAGAGUGCCGGGUCCGGUGCAGGAUGCUCUCUCCACCGCAGAAAUGAAGUUGGAUGAAAUUGAGCAGGUGAUUUUAGUAGGUGGCUCCACCCGUGUUCCCAAGGUUCAGGAAGUGCUGCUCAAAGCUGUGGAGAAGGAUGAGCUGGGGAAGAACAUCAAUGCAGACGAGGCAGCAGCCAUGGGCGCCGUGUACCAGGCCGCAGCCCUCAGCAAGGCCUUCAAGGUCAAACCUUUCCUGGUGCGAGACGCAGCGGUCUUCCCCAUCCAGGUGGAGUUCACACGAGAGACGGAGGAGGAAGAGGGGAUCAAGAGCCUUAAACACAACAAGCGCGUCCUCUUCCAGAGGAUGGCGCCCUACCCCCAGCGCAAGGUCAUCACAUUCAACCGCUACAAUGCUGACUUUGAUUUCUACAUCAACUACGGCGACCUCGGCUUCCUCAGUCAGGACGACCUCAGUGUGUUUGGCUCUUUGAACCUGACCACAGUCAAACUGUCUGGAGUAGGCGACAGCUUCCAGAAGCACACAGAUGCAGAGUCAAAAGGCAUCAAAGCCCAUUUCAACAUGGAUGAAAGUGGGGUGCUGCUGCUGGAUCGGGUCAGUCACACUCUACCAAACCUACAUCCUGCACUUUGCUCUCCUUCAGAACUGGGUAACACCAUUUCCACCUUGUUUGGAGGAGGAUCGUCAGAACCCGCCUCAAAUGUAACUGAACCUGUCCAGGACGAGGAGGAAGUGCUUCCAGAGUCUGGAAAGGACGGCAAGGAAGAGGACAGUAAGGAUGAGGUCGAGAAGGACGAGGCUGCCAAAGAGAAGCAGGAAGAUGAAGAGAAAAGUGCAGGUGAAGAGAAAAGUCAGCAGAAGACGGAGGAGGCAGGAAGCAAGACUGAUGCCAAGGAUGAGGAUGGAGAGAAAUCUGAGAAUGCUGAGGCAGAGAAGGAUGCAGAGAAAAAGGCAAAACCUCAAAAAAAGAGCAAGAUUGCUGAUGACAUCUUGGUGGAACUCGUCAUCAACGACAUCCUGAACCCCACGGCAGAUGAUGUCACUUCCUCUAAGAAGAAGCUGCAGGAUUUGACAGACAGAGACCUGGCCAAACAGGAAAGGGAAAAGUCACUGAACAGUCUGGAAGCGUUUAUCUUUGAGACACAGGAUAAGCUGUACCAAGAGGAUUACCAGCUGGUGGUGUCUGAGGAGGAGAAGGAGCAGCUCUCCUCCAAGCUGAGCGAGGCGUCGGAGUGGAUGGACGAGGAUGGCUACACAGCCACCACCAAGCAGCUAAGAGAGAAGUUGUCUCAGCUCAAAAGCCUGUGUAAGGACAUGUUUUUCAGGGUAGAGGAGCGACGCAAGUGGCCAGACCGCCUGGCCGCCCUGGACAGCAUGCUCAACACUUCCAGCUUCUUCUUGAGGAGCGCCAAACUGAUCCCAGAGGAUGACCAAAUCUUUACUGAAGUUGAGCUGAAUACGUUAGAAAAAGUGAUCAACGAAACAACGACAUGGAAGAAUGAGACGGUAGCAGAGCAGGAGAAAAUCUCUCCAAUAGAGCGGCCGAUCCUGUUGUCCAAAGACAUCGAGUCCAAGCUGACUCUUCUGGAUCGAGAGGUGAACUACUUACUCAACAAGGCCAAGUUUGCUAAGCCCAAAGCUAAAGCCAAACCCAAGAACGGCACCAGCUCUGAUAAAAGCAGCAAGGCCAACAACACAACAGCCGAGGAGAAAGUCAUCCCCCCUACAGAGGAGAGCACCGAUGCAAAGACGGAAAACCCAGAGGUGGUGCAGCUGGGUGAAGUCCCUCCCACUGAAGAGAGCACUGUACACACAGACUCUGACAGCCAAUCACAGCCCACAGAAGAAACCACAACUACAGGACCAACGGAGGAGGCCCAACCUGAAAACCACAUAGGCGAUGAAUUGUAACAGCUGGAACUGGAC